This is a messenger RNA of Chrysemys picta bellii (western painted turtle), 1095 nucleotides long. The record is from RefSeq and is a predicted model, not a curated record. NCBI's taxonomy places the organism in Eukaryota, Metazoa, Chordata, Testudines, Emydidae.
CCCAGCCAGGCUCAGCGCACGUGGGGCACCCCCAGGUGCAGCCCCCCUGAGCCCGUCUCUCUGGGUCUCCCCCGCCAGGUCCAGAUGUCUGCGUGGCAGGAGGAGAAGCCCCCGCGCUGGUUCAGCCAGUUCCGGGAAGGCAGCAAGUUCUCGUACAUGGACGCGGACGGGCGCCCAGUGGGCGCGGUGCAGCUCACCUUCCUGCGGCUGCUCAGCGUGGCCGCCCGGCAGAACUUCACCUACCACUGCCAGCGCUCGGUGGCCUGGCGCAGCGCCGCCUCCGGGGGCCACCAGCGCGCCCUCCGCCUCCGGGGCGCCAACGAGGAGGACAUGAGCUACGACAACAGCCCCUACAUCACGGCCCUCACCGACGGCUGUGCGCUGCGGAAGGGCCCGGACAGGACGGUGCUGGAGGUGAACACGCCCCGCGUGGAGCAGCUCCCCUUGCUGGACGCGCACUUCACGGACUUUGGGGAGCCCAACCAGAAGUUUGGGUUUGAGGUGGGACCCGUCUGUUUCCUGGGCUAGGACCAAAUCCCCAUGAGCCCUGCCCUGAUCCCUGAGGGAACGUCCCAGCCUGGCCCAGGCCCCACCAUCCCCCGAGCAGCGAAGCUACGGGACCUACCAGCCACCUGAGGGACGGACACGCCACGACCACCCACAGCCACCGAGACUGACGCACCCGGCGCCGUCUCCCGCUGGGACCAAGGACUGGAGAGAGACAUCGAAGAGACAUCACCGCUUAGAGCCCACCUGUAUUUUAACGUGUAGAGAGAGGACAAUUACACCCAUGUGCUGGCUGGAUCCCUCGGAGCCCCACAAUCCUCCAGCCAGAGCUCCCAGAAUGCCCCAGCAACAUCCCUCAGAGCCUGUGGGCCAUAUUUCCCAGAAUGUCUCAGGGCACACCCUGCAUAGCUCCCAGAGCCCCUCAGCUCUAACCCCAGACUGGAACCAACCCGAAACGAUGGAACCGGUACCCCGAUUUCCCCUCUCACGGGGGAGCAAAGCCAUUAAUGUCUAAUGAACAUCAUGAGCAAACCAGAGUUAAUUAACGUCAGCAGGGCGGCUGGCUCCCCUGUGCCAGGCAGCAUUGUG